Pleuronectes platessa (European plaice) is the source of this 3056-nucleotide messenger RNA. Its product is annotated as N-acetyllactosaminide beta-1,3-N-acetylglucosaminyltransferase 3. Gene Ontology annotation, cellular component: membrane. The transcript has 2 exons. Gene Ontology annotation, molecular function: hexosyltransferase activity. The record is from RefSeq and is a predicted model, not a curated record. The coding region runs from base 146 to 1288 and encodes 380 amino acids. NCBI's taxonomy places the organism in Eukaryota, Metazoa, Chordata, Actinopteri, Pleuronectiformes, Pleuronectidae.
UCACGUUUCAAGCCCCUCCCUCUCCUGAAUUACGAGGACCGGCGGGUGACGUCAGGGUGGUCGCUCCGCGCAUCAAACUGACCGGACGGACCGAGACACAGAGACACAGAGAGCUGAAGCCGGAGCUUGAGACAGAGAUUUGAAGAUGGGAAAAAUCUGCACCAAAUCAUUGUUGCUGGGGGUUUUUCUUGGUCUGUUCCUCCUCUAUCUCAGUAAAGAUUUUGCUGCCAAAAGAGCCAUUUGGAUCCCCAACACUGUGAGAGAGGGGAGCAGUGAAAUAAAAAGAUCCACCACGAACAUCUCCUACGUAUACUCCUUCCCGAAAUGCCAACAAAACACUUCCGCUGCCAAAGUGAAAGGCUUCAGCUCUCUUCCUCUUCAUAUUCAAGACUUUCUCUACCAUAAACACUGUCGACAUUUUCCCAUGCUGCUGGACGUUCCUGACAAAUGCGGAGGAGCUGAUGAAUCUGCACAGGUCUUUCUUCUCCUGGUCAUUAAAAGCAUCCCUGAUAACUUUGAACGCAGAGAGGUACUGCGCAAAACCUGGGCUACUGAGAGGCUGCACAAUGGUGUGCAGAUCCGGAGGAUCUUCAUCUCAGGAAUGACGGGUUCUGGUUUUGAAAGAGAGAGACAGAACAGACUUCUUGAACUGGAACAAAAUGAGUACAAUGACAUUCUUCAAUGGGACUUUAGAGACACGUUCUACAACCUCACCUUAAAGCAGGUACUCUUCCUAGAAUGGAUGGAAAGAAAUUGUCCGAAAGCUCGCUUCUUGCUAAAUGGUGAUGAUGACGUUUUUGCCAACACAGACAACAUGGUUGAGUAUCUCCAAGGCCUCAGGGACAAUGAUGGAAGCAAGCACCUCUUUACCGGACAUGUGCUUAAGAAAUCGGGGCCCAUUAGAUCACCAGGGAGCAAGUACUAUGUCCCAGUACAAGUGCAGGAGUCAAAUUCUUAUCCCCUUUAUUGUGGUGGUGGAGGCUUCCUCCUGUCGGGCUAUUCAGCUAUGGUCAUAUACAACAUGUCCAGGUCCAUCCCUUUUAUUCCUAUUGAUGAUGUUUACAUGGGGAUGUGUAUGGCCAAAGCAGGAUUAGGUCCAGUUUACCAUAUGGGUGUAAGGACAUUAGGAAUGUACAUUCCCUCGCAUAAACUAGAUGAAUUUGAUCCCUGCUAUUAUAAAGAGAUUUUACUGGUGCACAGAUUCCUUCCAGCAGGCAUCUAUCUUAUGUGGCAAAGAAUAAAUGACCCCAAUCUAAAAUGUGAAUCAGGGAAGAAAUCUUUUUGGUAGCAUUAAGCUCACUGGUAGUGUCAAUACCCUGCGAUCAAUUGACAGCAGCUCUAUGACACAGCCUCUAAUGUGACUGGUAGAGGUUUAACCUAAACCAGACAACAACAAAAAACAAUUCCAUACCCUGACAGUGACACAGAGUACUUAUGUUUGCAACAUUAAUUAUAGACCUACAGUACACUGCUAUGCAAGUGUAUGGCCUUUUUAACAAUGUUGUUAUUGUGUUAUUUUUUUGCAUAAACAGGUUUUCGUUGGCUCGCUUAUGCACUUCAGCAGAGAGAGAGAGAGUUUUAAUUACUGAUCUUUUUUCACAGAACAUAAAACUUGUUUGAGGCACCACAUCUUCUCAAAAUCUUCUACAUUACUUGUCAAAAUAAAAAAAGGAAAAUCAGUUUUCAGUCUUGCUUUUAACAUGCGUCUAAAGAUGCAUGUUACGUCUACAUUGAAUGAGUUUUCAAGCUUGUUUAGCCGGCAAAUAUAGAUUACCAUCUUAGUUUGCCGCAAAACAAGAGUUGACAUUUUAUUGUAUUUGUACUGUUGUACGCAGUCGGCAAAAAUCAAUGACAAAAAUAGUCGCAGACUAAUUUAAUCGUCGAUGAUUCGUUGAUUACGUCAUAGCGUGUGUUUUUCGUGCAGUGCAGCUGAACUACAUGUCGAUUUACCGGAGGUGCUGAUGGAAGUAGCUGAGGAGUGAGCCAUCUCACUCCCUUUCUAUCUCUGAAAGUCACGCGCAUGUUCAAUAUUGAAAAAAACAUGGACCAAUGGCGAUGUACGUUGCAUUACCAUCGCAUACCAGAAAGUCAAAAGUAGUAUUGGAGAACUUCACACUUAACAUAGCCCAAAAAAAAACUACCUGCAAUAUUUGUUGGGCGGACCUGCUCUCCAUGGAAGCAGGACACGGGCAUUUGAAGAGGAGGCCCGUUUGACAUCGUAACGUAGACGAUGCGGACUCGCCUCUGUAAGAUAGCCUGUUAUUUAGCUUGCUUUAUAAACGUAUACCUGUGCGCAGGAUUCUAGAAUCCAUUUAAAAAAUAUGGUGUUUAAAAGCGUAAUGUUAUCCUAUAGCCUAGGGGUGUCCAAACUAUGGCCUGCGGGCCAACUGCGGCCCGCCAUCCAUUUUUAAUUUGACCAGUAUCAAAGUCUAAAAAUAUAAUAUAUACCCCAAAAAAAUUGUAGCACUUAGAUGGCCCUUACUUAUAGCACUUUGUUUUGCUUUAUUUUUGAAUAAAUUGUACUUUCUUGAUUUUUGUUGUUCUGGGUUUGUACCCCCGGGGUUGCAUGCACUUAUUGUAAGUCGCUUUGGAUAAAAAAGUCAGCUAAAUGAAAUGUAAUGUAACGCUGCCACGCCGCCACGCCCCCUGCCCAGAGCAACACGGUUGAGUCGCUCAGGGCAGGGGGGCAUGGCGGCGUGAGUGGCCCAGUCCUUCGUAUCCUUUGCUGCAUGUGGCCCUCGGGACAAAAGGUUUGGACACCCCUGAUAUAGCCUGAGACUGUAGUUUUGUUUGUUGAUGUUUCUAUUGCUGAAACGUUUCAUGUCGUUUUGUUAACAGAAAAAAUGGAUACUUGAUUUUUAAUUUAUUUUUAGUAGCAGCACUUGGCCUGUUCUUGGUUCACAGGAAAAAGGGAAUCUUGAAUUAGAUUUUUUUUUUUACAUUAGCACUUUGCCUUUCCUUGGUUUUAAAUGGACAAAAACUAGAUUUUUCUUUGCGUUUGUAUCAAUAGUAAACUAAUAUGCAGCAAAGUUUAUUAAAAUACAUUUUUGAAUGAC